Messenger RNA from Macroventuria anomochaeta, 2688 nucleotides. RefSeq lists its product as uncharacterized. Lineage: Eukaryota; Fungi; Ascomycota; Dothideomycetes; Pleosporales; Didymellaceae. The record is from RefSeq and is a predicted model, not a curated record. The coding region runs from base 1 to 2604 and encodes 867 amino acids. The transcript has a single exon.
AUGCCGCCAUUGACGCGCACUCCCCUCGCCUCCGUCGUCUGUCCAUCGGCGCCGUUCCUGGCACCUCGACUCUUGCGCCCGACCGUCGCCGUCGCCGUUGCCGCCCGCCAGUCCCAGCAACAACCCAUCUCGAGCACGCCAAGAUGCUACGCCAAUCCCGCAAACGGGAAGAAGAGCGGAAGAAGUUACUUCCUGGAGAUGCGCAAACGCGAGCAGCAGCAGGCACGACGGAGAGCGCGGGGCGACAAGGACUCGUCGGAUGUGUCGCCCGAGGUCAUUGAGCUGGCAUUGGCGCUGCAGCAGGCAUGCGAGAGGCGAAAUCUGCAACAGCUCAUGGACCUCUACCCUGCCGCUCUCGACGCUGGUAUCUUCGACCGCAGAGCCACCCAUAUCCUAUGUCAGGCCCUUCACGCAAGCGUGCGCCGCGACGCCGCCAGGAAGAGUGCCUCGCGGCUGCCCGAGCUUCUCCCUUUCGUCGGGCAGGUCGUCUCUGACCUUCGAAAAGGAGCGCUGCCGCCCCAUCCGUUCGCCUACGUCCAUCUGUUGGGCAUCUACAAGGAUGCCAAGCGCUUCACCGACGGCCACGCGCUAUGGCUGUGGCUCGCUGAGCAGGACGACGCCCAUGUUUCCCAGGCCGCCUAUGGUGCUGCCAUAGAGCUGCUGAGCUAUGGCAACUUGAUGUCGCUCCCCGAGCUGGAGCAGCUAUACGACGAGGGGCUCAAGCGUUUUCCUGGCACCUACGCCGAGUACCAUCUCUCGCCUGACGCCAUCGUUCCAGAUCGUGCGCAGCCUGUCCAUAUCGUUGGCCUGCCUACGACAUUACUGCAAGGCAUCGUCACUGCUCGCCUGCGGUCACACGAUUGGAAGAAGGCGUACCUGGGUCUGGACACAGUCCUUCGUCUCUACCCUGGCCAGACGCCACAUCGCAUCUUCGAGCUUUUCAUCACCGAAAGACCCCUCUCGGAGGCGUACACUGCCUAUCUGCUUGCCUGCCGUUCUGGAGUCCAAACCAGUGGCGGUCAAGUCACCAAUCUACUGAACAGGCUGCGGGUGGCCAUGACACAGUCUCGUUCGCUCAGAGGCCGUUUCAAGAUUCUGCGUGCCAUGGCCAAUGCUCUAUACGCCUAUCAGCAGUGCGGUGGAGGCCUUGCUAGCGUUCACGUCGGGCAAUUCAUCAAAGCUUUCGAAUUCAUGCUACCAGACAAGGCUCCCGGUCAGGAAUUCACAGAAGAAGAAGAAGCGGUUCUUCGAAACACCUUAGCAGUCACCGCCCAUGAGUGUUUGGCCAGCUUGAUCCAGUCUGGCCUGUCGCCUGAGGUCCAUCCGUUCGUGUCCCUGGUGUCUCUAGCUGGCAAGCUGCGAGCUCCAGACCUACUCAAAUCCGCACUACAGGAUGCGAAAACCGCAGGCAUCACAUUUGGCCCGGUUGAGCGAAGAACCUUGCUCACGGCUGCCGGUCUUAUAAAGGACCGCGACCUUGUCAAAGCGCUAUGGUCGCUCAUCGUCACUGGCGCCGAGUCCGAAGGUACCCAACUUAGCUACAACGACUGGAUCACGUUUGCCAAGGCUUGCAGACGCGCUGAGUCCACGCGACACUUUGAGCAGCAGUUACAGGAGCUAGCGCAUACUAUCACGGCUUCUAUCGAGAAGCGUGUCCGCUCUGAGGCGGACAACCUGGAGCCUGAAGCGGCCAAAUCGUCUGUUGUUCUCAUGGCUCCCGAGCAGCUGAACUCCGAGAUUCAAACCCUACAAGGGCAGCUGGAGAACACACGCGCCGUUCUCAUGUCCGGACAGCCUCUCAAUCUACAACACUCUCCGUUCUACAUGCACAUCGAUCCCGAGCAGCCUUCGCUGGGCACCGAGGAAGAUCUGCGCGCCGUUUACGACGAACUCACGACCGACCCGCAUCAGCCGGCAGCCCCGGCUUCAGGCGGCGGCGACGACGACUCACAAGCCAAGACUACCGCCUCAGCUCUCAGCAAAACCGGCAUUCCCCUCGAUGAACUUCGUUUCCGUAACUGGGUCAACGUCCAUGAGAUGAUGAGUGCAGCCAGCGCCUACGCAGCAUCUCGUCGAGACAUCAUCGACAAAGCCAUCGCGCAACGCAAAUCCCCCAAGGACAUUCCCGAACUAUUGUUUCUACCCGAGAUCAAACCAGCGCAAACCCGAGCGGACCUGCGCAACCGCGUCAAAGAGCUACGGGCACCAGACUCGAUCUUCCGCAGAGUCAGCGGCCAGAUCAAACCAGGCACCUACUUUUUUGCAAAGAAGUUCGAGCGUAAGGCGCAAGAACCCGAGGCGGAUACUACGAAGAUCCACAAGCACAUCACCAACCCUUUCACUGUCCGCAAAUCCGAGACACAGACUCCGGACGAGGUGUUUGAACCCAAGACCCUGGACCCGUCGACCAGUCGAUGGCACACAAGGAAGGUCACCAAGACUUACAGCGAUGCCAAGUAUGAUGCUGCAGAAGUCAAGUCCAGGUUUGAAGCGUACGCGGACUCAAACCCAAUGACGGAAGCCGCUGGAGAGCCCAAGGCGAAAUCGGAGACGCCGGUAGCUAAGACGGCUGACAAUGAUGCUGUCCCGUGGAUGCCGUCGUAGGCACCAUGCAAACAACUACCUCUUUGUACAUACCCCAAUUGGAGCACUUAGCAUGUACGAUACAUGGACCUUUGUAAUCAACCU